Messenger RNA from Solea senegalensis (Senegalese sole), 3459 nucleotides. Its product is annotated as type II inositol 3,4-bisphosphate 4-phosphatase-like. Bases 912 to 3341 code for a protein of 809 amino acids. NCBI's taxonomy places the organism in Eukaryota, Metazoa, Chordata, Actinopteri, Pleuronectiformes, Soleidae. The record is from RefSeq and is a predicted model, not a curated record. Gene Ontology annotation, molecular function: phosphatidylinositol-3,4-bisphosphate 4-phosphatase activity. The transcript has 19 exons. Gene Ontology annotation, cellular component: cytoplasm.
GGAGGAGGAGCAAGCGACAACAGAGUGAGGAGACGAUAUUGAUGGAAUUAAUCUGGACGUCCUGUUUGACUCUUAGAUGUCUCUGACACACGUCGCUGAUAUCAUCUUUACACAUGCGUUCAGGUGCAGGUGGAAAAGGUCAGUGAUGGAGGAUUUGAGCAGAUUAUAAUCUGGUUUGUUCAUUUGUUCUUUGGUUACUAGUAUUACGUCCACCAAGGAGGUUACGUUUCAUCUGCGUGGGUUAAUCUGUAAAUUUGUCCUACUUUUAGCAACUUCCGGCCUGCACUUUUGGACAAAUCAAUUGGGAUUUUUUUUUGUCUGAUCACCAAAGUAUGUUUCCAUUGAAUCUACCCACUGAUGAUGAUGGAACGAAAUUUGGUAUGUGUAUGCAGGAUAAAACACUCUACCAUCAGGCUGCAUUUAAUCCAGAUUAUAGAUUUGGCGGCAAUGGAAAUGUUACAUGGUUCAUAACAGACCAGGAUGGACUUUGUCAUGUUUAUGUAAAAUGGUAAUAGGUAAAGUUCUGGAUCGGAUCACCAAGGGACCCCCUAACAGAGUAUGGGCGAAAAAACAUUUUUCACAAGUUAUCUGGUUUUCUUUUGUAUUUGAAAAUUGCACAUUUGGCUCACAUUUGCACAUCUGUGGUGGUAGAGGGGGACCAAGCCCCCCAAAAAGCUUGGGCCGGCUCUGGACAAAGUAAUCUCAGAAUUCUGCGCUCUCUGAGUGCUCUUGUUGAUAUUAUUGAUUGACAGUGAUGGACAAUAUGGGGCUUUUAUCUUACAAGGAUUAACUGAUCAACUGUUAAAUCGGUACAAUUCGCAGUCCGACGAUUUAAUUCACAGUUUUUGGGACAUUUUGUCUGUGACUGAAGGUCAGGUUCAGGCAAAGAAAAAUAAGAGACGUGGAGAGUGAUGAUCGCGUGCACCGAGUGUCUCUGUCCACCAGGGGACAACAGCUCCCUUGCAGCACAGAGGAGGUUCCUGGGUUUCAGCACCUUCUCCAUCAGAGACCUGCUCAGACCUAAAGAGCGCCACCUGUCAGUCAGCGUCAGGACGAUGGAAGGAGUGGACGAGGUCGAGGAGCUGAGGAUGUCCCAUCGGCAGAUGAAGGGACAAGGACAUGACAAAAUCCCUCCUAAGCACGAGUGUUCCGCCCUGUGUGACGUCCUUCACAGCUCUGUCCACGACAAAGUCAACAGUCCCAUGAUGAGAGCAGCGUUGUGUGCUCAGGUGUGUAAAGUGUACAGGUUUCAGACAGAGGACCAGCGAUGGCUGCUGGUCAGAGAGCAGCUGUCAGAGACACCACUCUCCUUCUCUUUACCCAGACAACUACUGAGUGCGCUCAUACACGAGUACACACACAGGGUCCAGGAGGUGAUUGAGCUUGGUGACCUGUCACCUCACUGGGAUGGAAUCCGCCAUGAUGUCAUCAGCCACUGUAACCACCUGAUUGGCUGUUAUCAGGACACGCUGGUGGAGCUUGAGAAACUCUCAGCGGUGUCCUGCUUCAAGUCGAGCAGCAGGAAGUCGGACGCACACCUUCAGUUUGUUCCGACCAAUUUGCACGCACAGAGGAUGGAGGUGACCGACCCUGAUGGCACAGGUGCGUGGUAUGAUGUCAUCACGUUUGGCGCUCCAGCCGAUCACCACCAGGCCUUCAAACAUGGUGGACUGAAGAGACUAAUGAGUAAACACAGGAAGUACAGCAGCGCAUCUUACCUCCAGGACCAGAGCUCCAGAGCCAGGCAGCUGCUGAGCACUGUAUCCCAGCUACAGCCUCACGUGUUCGGGCUUUCUGAGGAGCUGCUCUCUGUCUCCUCGGAGCUGAACACUGCUCGCCUGCAGGAGGCGCUAGAGCCUCUGACACAACAGAUUGGGCAGUUGGUUCAUGCGCUCAAAGAUGAACUGGUUAAGAGCGCCCUGAUAGCGAUCCACGGCCAAAGCUCCGCCCACUUCAGUUGCAGCCAUGUCCAUAGCAACGGCCAUUUCUGUGAUAACUCGCCAACCAGUGACAGGCUUUCAUUGGGUCAACAGGAAGUCCACCGGCGUGAUGAGGAAUAUGACGAGGACGAGUGGGACAUAGCGUGGGCCAAUGUAGCCACGAGCCUCAGCUGCAUUAUCGCCAUGGCAGAUCGGUUGAAGGGGCAGGACCUCUGUCCCCACAAGCAGCAGGAGACACCGGGGAGCACUGCAUCUCCUUCCUCGUCCUCUUGGCAGGAACAGCUGCUCCCUCUUGUGGUCACUCUAAGAGACUGUGUGCGCGAGGCAGUGACAAAGGCACAGGCCGCCAUGACCUUUGUGGUCCUGCAGCACGCAGUGGUUCUGACUGUUGACCAGGGGCCGGCACAGAUGGUCUUGAGACGCCAUGCCGUCUUCAGCCAGGCGAUCUCGGCACUCGUCUGCGGCUUCGCGUUGAAGCUGUACAGUUCAUUGGACGACCAUGACUUCCUGCAGCAGCUUCACACUGUCGGUGUCUUGGCUCAGUUUGAGAGUCUGCUGAGCAUCUAUGGUGAUGAGGAGGGCAUGCUGGAGGACAUGGAGGUGGGCGUGGCCGACUUGAGCCAGGUAGCGUUCACUGUCACCGAGGCUGAGACAGACAGAGAGGACGACCUGCUGCCCACGCUCCGAGGAACAUGGUACACUUUCGUCGUCGAAAUGCCAUUACCGGCUGAGAUGUUUAGGUCGUUGCCACAGCAACUAAGAGACGGAUGUUUGAUACGAGUCCAUCCUGUCGUCUUCAACAUCGGAAUAAACCAACAACAGAGUGUGGCGGAGAGGUUCGGGGACACGUCUCUUCAGGACAGACUGAAUCAUCAAAACUGUGAACGUCUUAGAGGAUAUUGUGAGACACUGCGAGACAGCCUGCCUCAUCUGACUUGUCUCCAGCCUCUGUCCAACAUGCUGUCAUCUCUUGACCACUGUGUGGCGUCGAGGAAGAGGAAGAAUGUGGAGCUGCUGUGGACGGCCGCAAUGGUGUGUCGACAGGUGGGCGGCGUCCGUCUGACCAGCUGCAAGAGUGCAAAGGAUCGCACGGCCAUGUCGGUAACGCUGGAGCAGUGUGUGUUACUGCGAGACAGACACACACUCAGAGACUUCAACACUGCACUGGACUGUAUGAGGAGGUCUCGCCAGUCUUGGGGGCAGAUGCUCUCCUGUUAUGCCCGCUCAGGUUUCACUGUCUCUGGGUUCGAUCACAGCGCUCGUCCCUCCACUCUCAGUGUCUCCUGGAUGUCUCUGCGCAGACGUCACGUUUACCCCGUAACCGUCCUGCUGGUCACUUCUCACUUGCUGGUCCUGUGGCUCCUUCUCAGCCUCGUCACGCUGCUGCCCAAAGACCAGUAAAGUUAAACGACAAAGGGUCACGUGACCUUGUGUGUGUCUGUGUGUGUGUGCAGGGAUGGCUGCAGGAUGGAAAACGUGCAGAAGAACAUUGGCGGCAGGAAGUUUGCCUUCAGCAGCG